UGCAUCUUACCUUUUCUAUUUCUUUCUCACUUUCUCUCUCUCUCUCUCCCCUAUUUACUAUCAAAUUGUACAGUUUUUCUGUUUGAAUUACAUUUUUCCCUUUUUAUAAGAAUAGAAUUCAAGAAAUAAAAAAAAGAUUUCACGCUUGGUAGCUUAAGAUAGCCUUGAAUUUUUUCAUUACUCUUUUCCUUCUAAUCAUUCGUUUCUCCAUUCAAUCUCUAGGGCUCACUCUUCCUCUUCAUUUAGCUCAUUCAUCUUUUUCAUCAUCUUUCAACCGACAAAACAACGUUUUCUGAGUUUCAAAAGUCUCGGGGAACGAUUAAACUCUCAAUUAAACGAAUGGACAACGGAAGUAGCAACAACAAAAUUUCAUCCAAAAUUUGACAUUCAACAUCUUGUAUGCUUUUCACUGUCAACAUGAAAAGUUAUUCAACGUUUGUUUACAUUAUUUUAUAUUGUUUAAGUCAAAUUAUUUACCUUUCAUCAAUAAACUGCCAAUUAUCAGCUCCAUAUGAACUUAAUUUAGGACAUCCAUUGGCUUUACCACUCACAAAUGGAACCUCAUUGACUUCAUCAUCAUCAAGUUCAUCAGAACCUCUUUCAUCAACAUUAUCCACUAACUCAGCGGACCUUUUAGGUUCUAAACUCAAACGUUCAUCUUCAUGUGGAUCAGAGAUUCACCGAUCGGAGGGUUGGAUACAAUCACCCAAUUAUCCAAGUAAUUAUCCUGAUUCAACUUACUGUGUCUACACAAUUCAUCGGUACAAUCAUGAUGUUUGCCGGAUCGAGGUUCGUCUUAAUGAAUUUGAUUUGGAAGACACAAGACCUCUCUGUGAUGCAGAUUAUCUUGAUAUUGGAUCAGGUUCAAAAAUGUGUGGAACCUUAAUUGCUGAUGCUAAGUAUGUCACUUAUUUCAAUUAUGGUGAAUAUACAUUGAAUAUAAUAUUUCGAAGCGAUCAUCAGCGCACAAGAAAAGGAUUUUUAGCACAUAUACGUCAAGUUCCUAAUUCAUGUGGAGUUCUUGAUGAUAUUCUUGGUGGUUCAGUGAUUCCACCUAGAUCCACACCUAACAUCAACCGUGAAUCCAGGCAAUAUUCAGUUGACUCACCAUCAGAAACUUGUGAUACAACAAUAACUUCUUUCAAUGGCUAUAUACGAUCUCCUUCUUGGCCCUCUGAUUAUCCUCCAAAUAUGCAUUGUAUUUACACUAUUCGUCGACCUGCAAUCAAUGUUUGUCAAGUUGAAUUGGAAGUCCUUUCAUUUUCGGUUUCUUCAGAUGGUUACACUGAAUCGGGAUCACACGAGUGUUCUUCUGAUUUCCUUGAAUUGCCUGAUCGAAGUCGACUUUGUGGCUACAGAAAGGAUAAGCGAACGUUCACUUAUCCAUCAAACAGUGAUUCAAUGAGCCUUACAUUUAAAAGUGAUUCCAAAGGAUCAGCAUCUGGAUUUAACAUACAAAUACGUCAAAUACCAUAUUCUUGUGACAUUUAUCGAGCUCCAAAAGGAAAUAAAUGUGACCAACGAAUAAGCGCAAGUAGAUAUCGUCUAAGAUCACCUGGAUAUCCUGGUUAUUAUGGUCCAAAAGAAAAUUGUGUUUACACGAUUGAAAAAGCAACUCCAAACACUUGUGGUUUUGUAAUGGACUUUAUCCGUUUCUCGCUGGAACAGGGUCGAGAUAAGAAUGGCCUUUGUAAUAAAGAUUACCUGCAUCUUCCAGACGGAGAUCGUUUGUGUGGGGACAUAACGGGAAGAAAGAGUUUCAUCUUCCCCCAAACAUUAAACAGCUCAAUCACGCUGUUUUUUUCAAGUGAUGGUUACAGAGAAAGUCCUGGUUUUGAUAUAUUGAUAAGUCAAAUUCCUUGUGGUUCACCAGCACCAUCACCAAUAAUACCAGAUCCGUAUUCAUCAAGGCGAGGAUUGCUUAGACCACCUCCAACAUCUCAAUCACUUUCACCUGUCUCAGAGCAAUCAGAGGCAAAAUUGUGUAACAAAUUGAUCAACAAUCAACUAGCUGUUAUAACAAGUCCCAACUAUCCAUCAGAUUAUCCACCCUACAGUCGAUGUUCAUAUAUAAUUCAUAGAUCAUCACCGGAUAUUUGCCAAGUAAAACUCCAGUUUCUCAAUUUGGAUUUGGAAAAAACAAGCGACUGUCGAACGGACUAUUUACAAAUUGAGCAAACCAAUGAAAAAUAUUGUGGCCGUCAGUGGCUUCUACCAGAUAAGAUUCUUCGAUUUCCGUACAAUUCUGAUAAUUUACGGCUCAACUUCAUCUCUGAUGGACAAACUAAUAGGCCAGGAUUUGAAAUAAGAGUAACACAAAUAAGAAAUUCGUGCUUCCGUCCAGUUUCUGAAGAAGAUCAAAGAGAUCAAAAAGUCAACAACGUCUGUGAUUCAUCAAAUACGAUGAAAGGAGUCUUUAGAAGUGGAAAUUAUCCAGCACCAUAUCCAGCAAACGUCAACUGUAUUUAUCGAAUAGAAAAAUAUAGCAGAUCAGUUUGCCGAGUAACGAUCAUGUUCUCAGACUUUUCGGUGGGAACAUGGGAAAGACGAGUUUGUGUAAACGAUCAUCUUUCAAUUGACGGUAAACGCUAUUGUGGCUAUCGACGAGGUGAAGUGAUAACAAUCGACUUCCCAGCUGACCAAUCUCAUAUUGAUCUAACCUUUAAAACUGAUUCAACUGAUCAUUAUGGUGGCUUCAGAAUUGACUAUCAACAAGAAACUGCAAACUGUGGUUAUUCAUCAAUCAAUAGACGUCUAAUAUCAACAGGCGAAUCAUGCACAGGACAAAUAUUUUACCGAACAUCAUUCCAAAUAUCAACCCCAGGAAUAGAUUCAGGUUCAUAUGAAGAUAAUCUUGACUGUGGUUAUCUGGUCCGAAAAGCUUCCUAUGAUGUUUGCGCCUUGGAAGUUAAAUUUAAUUUGUUUGAUUUAGAGGAAUCACCAAAUUGUGUUAAAGAUCAUUUGGAAAUUGAAGGAAUCAAAGUUUGUGGCAAAUUACCCUCUGAUUCAGUUAGAACUUAUGAGUUCAAAGAUAACGAAUUAUUAAUUAAAUUCCACAGUGAUUCAAGUGGAACCGGAGCUGGUCUUUUGUUGACUCUUAAGCAGAUUAGAUGUUGACUUGGUGACAAUUUUCCAGCGGAAACAAUUCUAAAAACAUAACAAUGGAACCGAAGGCGCAAAUGGAAGCUUACUUGGAUUUUCAAAUUUUUAGACUUGUUUAUCAAAAAAAAUAUGUUGACUGAAACUCAUCAUCGAUACCCGAAAAGUUUUUUUACAACACAAUUGCUGUUGAAUAACCAGUCAAUAAAUAUUUUCUGUAGUUA
Molecule: messenger RNA, 3323 nt
Organism: Tetranychus urticae (two-spotted spider mite)
Lineage: Eukaryota; Metazoa; Arthropoda; Arachnida; Trombidiformes; Tetranychidae
Product: tolloid-like protein 1
Molecular function (GO): serine-type endopeptidase activity
Source: RefSeq, a predicted model, not a curated record